Molecule: messenger RNA, 312 nt
Organism: Parastagonospora nodorum SN15
Lineage: Eukaryota; Fungi; Ascomycota; Dothideomycetes; Pleosporales; Phaeosphaeriaceae
Exons: 1
Coding region: 1-312 (103 amino acids)
Source: RefSeq, a predicted model, not a curated record
AUGAACAGCACUUCAGACUUCCUGGCCCUCCCUACAUCCCUCUUCCGCGGCGCAACAAACGCACUCCCAAGGUUCUCAUUCGUCCAAGUGCCACACAUCAAGCCCGAGGCCGAGCACCAAGCCCUCGUCCUCUUCGACAUGGUCAAGAUAGGCCUGGCGUACCGGGAAGGCUGGCGCGACGGUAGGAAGAACAGUUCAGCUAGAGAAGCAGUACGAGAGCCCGACAAGAAAUCUCGGGAGAAAACGCGAAAAAACAAAACAAAGGGCAGCAGAGUCAUCGGACGAGGAAAAUACACCAUAGUUUUCCAGUGA